UUUUUUUCCCUGUACAGAUAAAGGGAUAUUUAUUAUCCAAAGUUCAGACUCCAACUUAUGCAUCAAAGUGGACACAGCUGGCCUGAUUCUGGAAGACUGCAGUCAGCUCUCCAAAAACAUGCUGUGGAAAUGGGUAUCCAAUCGUCGUCUUUUCAACAUAGGCAGAAGUACCUGUCUUGGACUGAACAUCAGUAGACCAGAACAGCCAUUGACUAUGCUUGAAUGUGAUUCAAAUCAGUACUCGUUAUGGUGGAAUUGUGAUGGCAGAGCACUGGUUGGUGUAUCAGAGUACAAAUUAGCUGUUGAAAAUAGCAAACGUAUUAUAGCCCAAAAAAAAUCUAAUUAUCAGUGGAUCCAGUACAUGUCCUAUGAUGAAGACCUUUGUGAACAUCCGUUCCAAGAAACAUAUACCUUGCUGGGAAAUUCCUUUGGUUUCCCAUGCGUUUUUCCAUUUAAGUAUAACAACAAAUGGUAUUAUGAAUGCACCAGAGAUGGAAAGGAAUUUGAGUGGUGUGCCACAACAAGUCACUAUGAACAAGAUGAAAAAUGGGGUUUUUGUCCUAGUGCUGCAGAGCAUGGCUGCGGCACAUUUUGGAAGGAGAACCCGGCCACGCACGCGUGCUACCAGUUCAACCCAUCAGCCGUGCUGUCAUGGCACGAGGCGCGGGCAGCCUGCCAGGCACAGGGAGGAGACCUGCUCAGCAUCACUAGCCCUGAAGAGCAGAGCUACGUCAGCGACUUGAGCCGACAGUUAAACAUCACAGAUAAUGUGCUGUGGACAGGCCUGAAUCGGCUAGAGGAAGGUGCUGGCUGGCAGUGGUCAGAUGGAGCACCACUGGUGUUUGUCAACUGGAGAGCAGAUGUUUCUGAGGACCGUUCUGGUGAAAAUCAUUGUGCAGUGAUGAGUUCAAAAUUGAAAUAUGGCUGGAAAAGUUACUUAUGUGAAUCUGGAUUUCCUUUUGUAUGCAAGAAAUAUUUAAAUAAGACAGAGCACAAAACACUGGAUACAUGGAAGUAUUAUGCCACUCGUUGUGAUGCUGGCUGGUACCCAUACAAUCGCAACUGCUACAGACUUCAUAAAGAGGGGAAGAGCUGGAAUGAUGCUUUGAUCUCAUGCCAAAGUGACAGCAGCGGGCUCAUUAGUAUAUCCUCCAUGGCAGAUGCAGAGCUGCUCCAUAACUUGCUUCAACGUGAAAACAUAACUGAAACAUGGAUUGGAUUAUAUAGUAGUAAUGUCUCAGUUGUUUUUGAGUGGUCAGAUGGCACCCCAGUGAAGUUCUCAUACUGGCACAGCCAAGAACCUAGUACCUUUCAAAGAAUAGGACAACUGUGUGUUUCAGCACAAGGACCUGAGGGACACUGGAAAGUUAAAAAAUGUGAAGACAAAUCUUUCUACAUUUGUAAAAAAGCAGGAGAAAUUAACAGUGUUUCCUCUGAUGCAGAAUCGAGUUGUCCAGAGGUAAGAGAUUUUGUGGGGCUUUUUGUUUGUUUGUUUCGGAACCUUACUGAUAAAUAAUAUUAUAUGGGAAUUCUUUAAAAGUAGAUGGAGAAUGUAUGGAUGUAAAUAGGUAGGGGUUUUUUUGUUUUUGUACUGAAGAUGUGCCUGUUUUCCUAGGAAAAUCUAAUUGCCUUGAAAAUAUGUAAAUAAAAAUUUAAGAUAAAAAGCUUUCCCAAGAUGCCUCUCAUGGCUCAUUGUGUUGUCAGCAGUUGUGACCCAUGUUCCCACUUUUUUCUAGAUCAAAAGUGAAAACCCUUUUGUACGCCAUCUGUGCAAAUAAUGGCUGUUAUAUGAUGCCUCAACCCACACAUGGUUUUCAUACAUUUAAAAGGAAUGUCAGGGUGAAAGACAAUCAGUUUCAUUGACAUGGAGAAUGAACUCUUCCACUUGUACAUAAGCAUUCCUUCUACUUUCAAACAGAAAUGAGAGGAGCCAACUAAACUAGGGCAUUACAAUAGGUUUUCAGACUUCUAGGCUUUGCAUUUUGCUGGUAAUGGAUAAGAUACUGAAGUUUGAUUUUUAUUUAUCCUGAUUCCUUUCCACUGCGUAUAAACAACAGUUUUGUGUUCUUAGCUUUUAUUAGAAAUUCUGGAGAAGUUUCAUUUUUUCUAUCAACAGAAAAACAUCCUAUUUGGCUUAUUUAUCCUUCUUUACCCUUUAGGUCCUUUUUCUCAGUUCAGUUGAAUUGUAAGAAGUUGGAAACUGACCUGUUUGAAGCUGGAUGCAGUUUUUCCCCAGAAAUAGUGCUCAGGUCCAACAUUACUGCUUUUAUCCAGGUUAAAAUUUCUGAGAAUUUAGGAUGAUUGGUUCAUUUGGAACAAUAUAUUUUAUUGCUUGAGAAUUCUAUGUGUAACAAGUGUGAAGAACAAUUUGUAGUCCUGACUACGUGAAAAAUGUGCAGAGCAUCAGGAUUUCCAGCUGUAGUUAGGAGCUAACAGCACUUGAACUUUUAGUAUCUCGCAGGAGUGAGACUUAAAAGCCAUUGGUCUUGAGUAGCUUGGUGUGCUCUGGCAGGCUUCCUAUUCAGGAUAAAUUUCUGCUUGUUGAUGUUCCGCACCCACUAAAAACAUAUGCUGAACCCUCUUAUUAGUCCCUUGAUUUCUAUAAAUUUCUUUCUAAUGAGGAAAAAAGUCACGUUCAUUUAAUCAAAAGAGGUCAGUUCUAACCUUACUGACAGUUGUUUUAUUUCAAUUUUUUUGUCUUGACUACUCUCUUUUAACAUUCCAUUUGUAUGUUGUUGUAAGUUAUUGGCCUAAUUUUCCAGAUCAGCUCCAGCUAUUUAUUUCAUGCAGUUAUCCAUUUUUUCUUUUUUCUUU
Messenger RNA from Meleagris gallopavo (turkey), 2814 nucleotides. The record is from RefSeq and is a predicted model, not a curated record. Lineage: Eukaryota; Metazoa; Chordata; Aves; Galliformes; Phasianidae.